Molecule: messenger RNA, 2622 nt
Organism: Amoebophrya sp. A120
Lineage: Eukaryota; Dinophyceae; Syndiniales; Amoebophryaceae
Source: the annotation of a GenBank genome assembly
AGUCGUACUUUGGUACUACAUCCGUAGUUUUCGUUUUGGACACAAGAACAUCAUGAAGCGCAACAACAAAACGUCCUCGACGUCGCCGAAGAAGCGGACCACCCGCUCUACUUCGCGCUCCCCGAUGAAGAAAGCGCCCGCAGGCACCAGUGCGACGAAAGCGCAUCGCAACGAAGAAGCAGGUCGCCACGUCAUGCCAAAAGUAGCUACCGAGGUGGGAGAUAGUAAUUCCAACGCCGCAAGCGCACAACAAGCACAGGAAUGCCUACCAUCACCACAUCAAGUCCCGGACGGAAAGAACGUUCUUGAGGCGAAAAUAAGUGCUGCCAUCAAAACUACCAACCCUGAGCAACUGGAUGCCUUCGACCGUCUCAUCCAUUUCUUCACUGUUCCGGGCGUCCUUGCAAUUAUUGUCGCGGUUUACGCCUUCGGCGGCGGUUUGUUCGGCACCGACAACGUGGACAUUCCGAUUCACUUAUGCGCGCUAGUACUGGGUGCGGGGCGAGGUGGUGUCCCCGGCGCUGCAACGGUGGGGGGUUCGUUUUUCAUUCUAUCGAAGGGAAAAAGGUUGUGCGAUCUUUUCAUGUUUCGUGUUGUUGAUUGGCAUGUACUAAAAAAUUAUUUCUCGCAACUUUUGUACUGCGCGCAUGUUGAUGACCUUGACCCACAUAAAGACUCAUUGCUCGCCGCACCGAAACACGAAGAGCUUCCUUUGCAGCUUCGAAUUACGGAAUGCCAGUGAUGAUCUUGUCCACAGCAAAACCUUCUCAGACGCCGACUUUUUUCCUUCAUACGCUCUCCUUGCACCCCCCGGCAAGGUAAACCAGAUGCUGGCACUGAUGACGGUGGCACAGUCCCUCCCGAACAACCUUGUGGGUUUCGUAUACCGAAAGUCGGCGCACUGGCUUCUGGCGCUGAAGUUGAACCUGUUUUGCGUGCUCGGGUUGGUGUGCGGGCAGUACGCCGUUGAGCUGAUGUCCGACGACUUCAUCAAGAAAUUUGCUGGUGGCAUCCUUUAUGAAUUUUUGCAAAAGUAUCCCACACGACGUAGCAGUUGCAGUCAUGUGUCGUGACCAAUCUUCCUUCUUAGGAAAAACAGCAUGGCAAAAUCCACUUUUCCACUUCAGAAAAUUUGGAUAAAUGCAAUCUACACAACUAGUGGGAUACUUUCUUCAAAAUGCAUAUCCUGCUGUUCAUGGUGGCGCAGAUGACGCUCGAGAAGGUGCACGAGAUGAGAGAACACGCGAAGAGCAAAGGUGCUGUAGAUCAUCAUGUAGACGGAAAAGCGGAUACCAGCACUGUGGAAAAAGGGGAUCUUCACGAAGAAACAGAUGCAGAGAAGCUACAAAAAAAACAGGAAUUUCUCCAGUCGCAGAAGGUUCUUUUCCCGCUGGGGUUCGUCGGCGGCAUUUUGUCCUACGUGGCGGGCAACAUGGGCCCCUUGCUGAAUGUGUACAUGGUGUUUCUGGAACUUCCCAAGUACGAGCUGGUCGCGACGCGGGCGGCGAUUUUUAUCCCCAACGACGCGAUAAAAAUGCUGCAACGUUGGUACUCCGGACACUUGACGCUGGGACGCUUAGGGGACAGGGGGGGUGUUGGUUCAUUGUUAUUCAAGGGAAAUAGCAGAGCGCAUCUGGAGGUAGUAGUUGAUUCAGAAACCACAAGAGUGUGGUUUACUUUGCAUGACUCGUCCUCGUCGCGCGCUUCUGUUUUUCUUUUUCUGCAUUUAGGAUCUUAAUUCAGCUACCGGUCCUCGGCCGCAAGGACGCGGUUUCCGCAACGCUUGCUGCAGAAUGAGGAUUGUUUUUACGUAGCCUUUUCAAAGCGGGCUUUUUGUUUUUGUUCCCCUAUAGCCAUACAAAGCUCAAUAAAGUCGUCUCUCGCUGCUCCUGCUCUCCAGAUGACGCGUGGCUUUUUCCCACCGCUGCAUAUUGAAGUGCCUUUUCGGUCUCAUCAUUAUCCACCAGCCUCGCCGAUUUUUUCCGACAGAACGACGGAAACCUGUUGCCCGGUAUCCGGCUGGGGAUUGUGGGUGUCUUCGGAGUGAUAUUAGCCAAAAUUUGGCUCAAGAACGCGAGCAAGGCGACGUUCGCGUUUGUGCACGACCGGGUCACGUAUGUCAUGACGCUGGUGUCUGGUUUGUUGCUAGCGACCGGUGUGGAUGUUGGGGAGACGGUUCUACGAUUGAUGGCGCUGCUCACGGGAAAAUAAGUACUAAAAUCCAGUCGUAUUUUUGAACAAACAAUGACGUCAAAGCUGCCACCGCCGCUCGGCUUGCAGCUUGCAGGGGUAGUUCUUCGAUUGGAAGAUCUUCCUAUACGGUGUCCCGUCCUCCUGAGACUGCUGAACCACGACCCGUAUCAUUGCGAUGCUACAUCUGGUCAUGCGAAAGCCGCGGCAAGCUGGAACUACCUGCCUUUGUAUGAGAAUGAGAAAUAACGCGCAAUAAAGUAGAUGAAUAAAAGUAAAGGAAUAAACUACUAGCUACGAUUGCAAUGGUCAGUGAUCACUAGCUAUAGCUGAAACAGUCUUCACAAUUCGCUGCUCCACGGUCGUGGAGUGGGGAGUGGGGAAAAUGCUCUUGCUCCGCGUCAUGAUCGGUCAUCGUCCUCACUGAGUCGG